Salvelinus fontinalis (brook trout) is the source of this 2760-nucleotide messenger RNA. RefSeq lists its product as uncharacterized. NCBI's taxonomy places the organism in Eukaryota, Metazoa, Chordata, Actinopteri, Salmoniformes, Salmonidae. The transcript is spliced from 2 exons. Bases 1235 to 2353 code for a protein of 372 amino acids. The record is from RefSeq and is a predicted model, not a curated record.
ACACACCUCACUCAGAACACCUAGCAGGGCUUUAUAAGUGACUGUUGUGACAGAAACAGGAAGAGACGAUGAAUGAGAGGUCAAGAUGGAGUGUAAAAUGUGAAAAGAGAAAGACAGCAACCGAGAUGGAGACUGAGCACUUUUGCCAGUGUAGUGUACUUGUGAGAGAGGUGUUCUGGACACUGUGUCAGUUAUUUAGUUCCCCCUGGUGUCACACACAGGGCUCAGAGGGGGGAUGCUUUAUCUGGCCACGCUGGCCAAGAGGGGAACCUUUAUCGCGUUGCGCAGGCUGUGUCUGCGUGGUUAUCGGGCACUGUGGAAAUGUAGAAAUGCUAAUGAGAGCCUGUGGCAUUACGGGAGUGUGACAUUUGUGCUCGGAAAUUACCGUUAAAGGAAACGUGCCCCGAAGCAAGAGGUGUGUGUGUGGAGGGGAGGGGGGGCUAUAAUCACUAAUUCAGCUCUUCAAUUAGAGCCUGAGAUCCUGGUCAUCUCAUCGCCAUGUCUGAGUCAAUCAGACUGAGGGUUGGGGGGGGGCGGGAUUAGGGGACGGACCAUGUCUGCUCUGAUUCCACUAAUGAGACAGGAUUGUUUUUAAUGGAGGAGAGAAUGCCAACAGGUGCACAGGUCUGGGGGCUGGCGCACACACACAUUCUAACACAUUGAACGAACCUCAUUUCAUUAGAACGUAAUGACAAAUUGGGUUUUGAUUUGAAGUUAAUGAGGAAAAGUUUAACAUUGUUUCUCACCUCUGAAAGUUUGUGUGAUGCACUCUCGUCUCACCUGUACCCCUCUGUCGCUCUCUACAGUGUGUGUGUGUGAGCAGUGACAUAGAGAAGAUGUAGGGAGCACUAAAAACGACACAUAACAGGCCCCAACCUGUUAUGUAUCUCUUGGAUGUGUGGAGAAAGACCAUCUGUUAGAUAUAAAAAAUAACUAAGUAGACAUUUGCACGUGUGGUGUAAUGUGGUUUGUCUGAUGAAUGGUUGUGGGUGAUGUUGAUUAGAGAGUGACGUGUGCCUCUCCUUCAUUUGUCCUCUAAUUCCAUCCCUCCAUAAUGCCAUUACUACUAUUGAAUUUCGCCCUCCUUACACACAGAGACACUUCCUGAUUGUUUGGGCUCAUAAAACAAUGUUUAAAAAGAUUGUCAGAUCUGCCACGUCAGCCCUCAUUACCCAGCCUCGCUUAACCCUUUCAUUUCUAGGAAAAGGGAGUGUGAAGGAGAGGUAUCUGGUGGAUGGAGAGGAGAGGUAUCUGGUGGAUGUGGAGGAGAGGUAUCUGGUGGAUGUGGAGGAGAGGUAUCUGGUGGAUGGAGAGGAGAGGUAUCUGGUGGAUGUGGAGGGGAGGAGAGGUAUCUGGUGGAUGUGGAGGAGAGGAGAGGUAUCUGGUGGAUGUGGAGGAGAGGUAUCUGGUGGAUGUGGAGGAGAGGUAUCUGGUGGAUGUGGAGGAGAGGUAUCUGGUGGAUGUGGAGGAGAGGAGAGGUAUCUGGUGGAUGUGGAGGAGAGGUAUCUGGUGGAUGGAGAGGAGAGGAGAGGUAUCUGGUGGAGGAGAGGAGAGGUAUCUGGUGGAGGGGAGGAGAGGAGAGGUAUCUGGUGGAGGAGAGGAGAGGUAUCUGGUGGAUGUGGAGGAGAGGUAUCUGGUGGAUGUGGAGGAGAGGUAUCUGGUGGAUGUGGAGGAGAGGAGAGGUAUCUGGUGGAUGUGGAGGAGAGGAGAGGUAUCUGGUGGAUGUGGAGGAGAGGAGAGGUAUCUGGUGGAUGUGGAGGAGAGGAGAGGUAUCUGGUGGAUGUGGAGGAGAGGUAUCUGGUGGAUGUGGAGGAGAGGAGAGGUAUCUGGUGGAGGAGAGGUAUCUGGUGGAUGUGGAGGAGAGGAGAGGUAUCUGGUGGAUGUGGAGGAGAGGAGAGGUAUCUGGUGGAUGUGGAGGAGAGGAGAGGUAUCUGGUGGACGUGGAGGAGAGGAGAGGUAUCUGGUGGACGUGGAGGAGAGGUAUCUGGUGGACGUGGAGGAGAGGUAUCUGGUGGAGGGGAGGAGAGGUAUCUGGUGGAUGGAGAGGAGAGGUAUCUGGUGGAUGUGGAGGAGAGGAGAGGUAUCUGGUGGAUGUGGAGGAGAGGAGAGGUAUCUGGUAGAUGUGGAGGAGAGGUAUCUGGUGGAUGUGGAGGAGAGGAGAGGUAUCUGGUGGAUGUGGAGGAGGGGAGAGGAAUCUGUUGGAUGUGAAGGAGAGGAGAGGUAUCUGGUGGAUGUGAAGGAGAGGAGAGGUAUCUGGUGGAUGUGGAGGAGAGGAGAGGAAUCUGUUGGAUGUGAAGGAGAGGAGAGGAAUCUGGUGGAUGUGAAGGAGAGGAGAGGUAUCUGGUGGAUGUGAAGGAGAGGAGAGGUAUCUGGUGGAUGUGGAGGAGAGGAGAGGUAUCUGGUGGAUGUGGAGGAGAGGAGAGGUAUCUGGUGGAUGUGAAGGAGAGGAGAGGUAUCUGGUGGAUGUGAAGGAGAGGAGAGGUAUCUGGUGGAUGUGGAGGAGAGGAGAGGAAUCUGUUGGAUGUGAAGGAGAGGAGAGGAAUCUGGUGGAUGUGAAGGAGAGAAGAGGUAUCUGGUGGAUGUGGAGGAGAGGAGAGGUAUCUGGUGGAUGUGGAGGAGGGGAGAGGAAUCUGUUGGAUGUGAAGGAGAGGAGAGGUAUCUGGUGGAUGUGAAGGAGAGGAGAGGUAUCUGGUGGAUGUGGAGGAGAGGAGAGGUAUCUGGUGGAUGUGAAGGAGAGGAGAGGUAUCUGGUGGAGGGGAG